ACGGAUUGCGACAACGAAAUUCGACCCCGGAAGCGGCCUAGUGCGGGUGGCCGAAUUGCUGUCACUCGGCUGACCUUCCUUGUGGGAGCGAUCUCUGUUCCGUAUAGAAGUACGAACACCGCGGACUGCAACCACGUAGUAUAAAGUAAGAACCUGGAAGUCGGCAUCGCAAUCGUAGACUGAGUGUAGGAAGAGAUUGAACAUCAUCCGUCAAACUAUCCUCUCACCCAUCAAUCUCAGAUUCGCCACUGCACGAUAGCACCCUGGUGACUCAAUCGGCAAGCCCCACCACCAAGCGUACAGUGCAGACUCAGCAACACUCAACACCAACACCACGAUGCCUCCAAAGAUUCAUAUUGUUCGCCACGCGCAAGGACAACACAACGCGACUCGCGAUUACAGCAUUCGCGACGCUGUCCUGACCACGAAAGGCAAAGAGCAAUGUCGCACACUCAGCUCGGCAUUUCAGUAUCACGAAGAGAUAGAGACGGUGUUUGCGUCGCCCCUGCGCCGAACGAUCCAGACCGCUGCGCUGAGUUUCGGGCCUGUGCUAUCGCGGAAGGAGGUGCCGUUCGUGCUGUUGCCAGCCUUGCAAGAAGUCAGCAACAUUGGGUGUGACGUUGGAAUUGCAGAUACUGCAGAUGACGUGCAAAAGUUCCUACCAGAACUCUUCCCCGAAGGCGAGAUCGACUUUGAUAUCAGCAAAGUCGACGCCUCUGCGGUGACAGCGGGCUGGAAUUCCAAGCAAGACUAUUGGGCGUAUGAGAAGCGCGCCAUAUCGAAGCGCGCUUCUGAUCUAAGGAACUGGUUGUACCAACGGCCUGAAGCGCAGGUGAUGGUCGUUACUCAUGGCGCAUUCGCACACUUCCUGACUGAGGACUGGGAAGUCGAAGACCCGAUGCUAGGUACCGCGUGGAAGAACUGUGAGCAUCGCGUAUUUGUCUUCACACCAGAAUCGACGGCGGAAGACGCCCACGUGAGCGAGACAUGGGAGAGCAGGCGAAGCAGGGGAGCCCAGGAAGUCGAGACCGACCCGCAUGUAGUGGACGAAUUUCUAAAAACCGCGGCGUAGUCGAGUAGUGUAUGUACAGAGGCCGCGGCCUCGAUAGCUUCCGACAACGGCUGUAGUAUGCCGUUUGUUCGGUUCCAGUGGCGGAAGGGUCCAUGAAGAGAUGGAGCAUCCGAUGCAGUCUGCAGUAACUUGCCCGAGUGUUUUUGCGCUCGUUGCGCGGCAUCCUUGGCCAGUCUCUCCCAAUCUGGAGGACCACGGCUGUUCGGCAAGAGCAGGACAUCCCACGGUGUCCUUUGAGGCUUCUGAGAUCCUGGGGUAAGACCAUAGCUAUCUCCAAGCAAUUCUAUUCAUCCCCCAUAUCAUUGG
Alternaria alternata is the source of this 1378-nucleotide messenger RNA. Its product is annotated as phosphoglycerate mutase-like protein. Bases 338 to 1072 code for a protein of 244 amino acids. NCBI's taxonomy places the organism in Eukaryota, Fungi, Ascomycota, Dothideomycetes, Pleosporales, Pleosporaceae. Gene Ontology annotation, molecular function: phosphatase activity. Gene Ontology annotation, cellular component: cytoplasm. The record is from RefSeq and is a predicted model, not a curated record. The transcript has 5 exons.